Messenger RNA from Cicer arietinum (chickpea), 1183 nucleotides. RefSeq names its product isoflavone reductase (gene IFR). Lineage: Eukaryota; Viridiplantae; Streptophyta; Magnoliopsida; Fabales; Fabaceae. Gene Ontology annotation, molecular function: oxidoreductase activity. The record is from RefSeq and is marked provisional.
CAAUUUGACAACUUAUCAAAACAAAUAACAGAAUUUGUUUAUACUCCAAUUUAAUUUAAACUUCCAAUGGCCUCACAAAACAGGAUCUUGGUCCUUGGACCAACAGGUGCCAUAGGAAGACACGUAGUAUGGGCAAGUAUUAAAGCAGGAAAUCCAACCUAUGCUUUGAUUAGGAAAACACCUGGUGAUAUAAACAAACCUUCCCUUGUCGCUGCUGCUAACCCUGAAAGCAAGGAAGAGCUUCUUCAGAGUUUCAAAGCUGCAGGAGUUAUUCUACUUGAAGGUGAUAUGAAUGAUCAUGAAGCUCUUGUUAAAGCAAUCAAGCAAGUUGAUACUGUGAUCUGCACUUUUGGUAGAUUACUAAUUUUGGAUCAAGUUAAGAUCAUUAAAGCUAUUAAAGAAGCUGGAAAUGUCAAGAGAUUUUUCCCAUCUGAAUUUGGUCUAGAUGUGGACCGUCACGAUGCAGUUGACCCUGUUAGACCAGUUUUUGACGAAAAAGCAAGUAUUCGAAGAGUAGUUGAAGCUGAAGGAGUUCCUUACACUUACCUCUGUUGCCAUGCCUUCACUGGUUACUUCUUACGUAACUUGGCUCAAUUCGACGCCACUGAACCUCCAAGGGACAAGGUUAUCAUUCUUGGAGACGGAAAUGUUAAAGGAGCAUAUGUGACUGAGGCUGAUGUGGGAACUUAUACCAUAAGAGCAGCAAAUGACCCCAGGACAUUGAACAAAGCUGUCCAUAUUAGACUCCCUCACAAUUAUUUGACCUCAAAUGAAGUUGUAUCCUUGUGGGAGAAAAAGAUUGGGAAGACUCUUGAGAAAUCUUAUAUUUCAGAAGAAAAAGUUCUUAAGGACAUUAAUGUAUCUACAUUCCCUCAUAACUAUCUAUUGGCCUUGUAUCACUCACAACAAAUAAAGGGAGAUGCAGUGUAUGAGAUUGACCCUGCUAAAGAUGCUGAGGCUUAUGAUUUAUAUCCUGAUGUGAAAUACACCACUGCUGAUGAAUAUUUGGAUCAAUUCGUUUAAGAAAUCAGUUUUUGUCAUCCUUGAGAUGUUCAAUAAGACAAACUAUUUCUUUUAAUUUUCUUUUAAAUGGCUUCACAUGCUUUGUGCCAAAAAUCCAUUUUAUGUUACUUGUUCUUCUUUCGUUCAUAAUAAUCACUCCUCAAUGAUGUAACAGUUUACU